GCAAGGAGAAGCCCUGAGAAGAGCCGGGGUCCAUAUGUUGCCUCCACCUCCUCUCUGGCAGGUGCUGGGACGGGCUGCAGCGCUGUGUGGAUGGAGGCCGUGCCCCUCUUCUGAAUCCUCGCUGCUGAUGCUUGUCCUUCUGGGCUAAGAUGUGCGAUAUUGCAGAGCCUUUCGCGUCCUUCCAGGCUGAUGAAGCCAUAGAAGGCGAGGAGGGGUUGCUGUAUCUGACAAGGCGCCACAAGGGGCUGGUAGUGAACGCAUGUGCCCAUGCCAUCUUCUUCUGCAGGCUUCUCCAGGCCCUCAGGUAAGGCAAAACCAAGCGGAACUGAAGAGGCCUUGCCGACUUCCCUGGUGGGCAGCCACGGCCUGAAGGUCGGCAUUAUCGGCGGGGGCCACCUUGGGAAGCAGCUGGCCCGAAUGCUGCUGGCGCUGGGCUGGGCUCCGCGCCCCUCUAUCCGCAUUUCCACCCGCCGCCCUGAGAGCCUGGCAGACCUGCAGGAGCAGGGGCUCGCCUGCUUCUACGACAACGCGCAGCUGGCGGCCUGGGCGGACGUCCUGUUCCUCUGCUGCCUGCCGUCACACGUGGCGUCCGUCUGCUCCGUCGUGCGGACGGCCAUCCGGAAACCCUGCGUGGUGUACAGCCUCGUCACCGCGGUCCCUCUGCCCAGGUUGAAGCAACUCCUUUGCUACAAUGCCAUCGUGAGGCCACAGUACCAAUGCUCUGGCAGGGAGCCUACGGAGGAGUGGGGAACGAAGGGGACAGUCACAGCAGCGCUGCAAAACCUUGCUGUUGUGCAGGCAACGUGCCCCCUCAGCUCCCAGGGGAAAAUUAGAGUCAAUGGCAAGUGGCUGGUGGGCAUUUUCUAUGCAGCCCUGAACAGCAGCAUGUGGCGGAGCCUGCCUCACCAGAAGGCACUGAAAUUGCUCAAUGACCUCUGUUUUCCUGCACACUGCCCCAUCUGUGCUGAGCAGAAAGCUUCCUGCCCACGGUUUGAGUGCGAGAGUUUUGUCAGCAAAAAAUUUGUCUCUUCAAUGACGCAAGAGGAAACCUUCCCCUGGUUUGACCUGACAGCUGCACAGCUGAGAGAGUCUCCCUUUAGCCAGCUGCUAGAAAAGAGUGAGUUUCUUCAGAAGCAUCUUGCUCUGCUAUACCAGGCAUCUUUUGGAGACUGGCCUACAAAGCAAUGUGGGCUGAUCAGCAGCAAGACAUCUCUUACGUCAGCUGUGGUGGAGCCUGGCGUGGUGUUGGAUCACAAAACCUCACUGUCCACAACCGCUUCCAACAUUUUCUCGGAAAUCCCAGAGGAAACUACUGACUACGAUUCUAAGUCCUCAUAAGCUAUAAUGAAGCCCAUGGCAGAAUGCUUUGCUGAGAUCUCACCCCAAAGGGAUAAAAGCCCAGAUAUUGAUAACCCUCUUCCAUCAUUUCCCCUUCCUGGACUCAUGCAGGUUUAUGUGGUAGAGGAACAGACUGUAAGGACUUUGUAUUGCUGGGAAAAUAAUGCCAAAAUGCUAAUAAACCUUUAUUUAUCCAUUGCUCAGCUGUAAUACAAACAAUUGAUGGAGAUUUUCUCUCAUAAAAGAUUAUACACUAGAAUUACAUUCUUUUAAUUCUUCUUCCUCUGUUCUGAAACAGCAUUUU
Molecule: messenger RNA, 1642 nt
Organism: Oxyura jamaicensis (ruddy duck)
Lineage: Eukaryota; Metazoa; Chordata; Aves; Anseriformes; Anatidae
Gene: NOXRED1
Product: NADP dependent oxidoreductase domain containing 1
Exons: 6
Coding region: 268-1338 (356 amino acids)
Biological process (GO): L-proline biosynthetic process
Molecular function (GO): pyrroline-5-carboxylate reductase activity
Source: RefSeq, a predicted model, not a curated record